AUGGAUCCUCAGGAACACCGAAACUCUUCUCUCACGUGGUCUUUCCAGGUGAAGAAGAUCAAGAACCUGCCAAAGGAAGUGCCUACGCAAGUGGAGAUCUCCGGUUCGCACGUCCUGGAUGGUCUGUGUAACAAGCAGAUGGUCUUCAAGAUCUUCGAUGCGACGCCAGAGUUGAAGGGGAGAUACGUCAUUGGCAAGGCGGAGGUGGACGCAACAGCCUUGAUUCACGAGUCCACGGAACUUGAAACGGAAAUCCUCUUUGCUCUGGAAAACGACUACUUCGCUCUCCUCGGUCUGAGUGACGAAGAAGUGAAAGAAACCGUCUCUGCAGAAAUCUCAAUCACAGCGUCUGCCUCUCUGGGUCCCCCGGAAGAUCGGGGGGACUGGAAUAUGUUCUCGGUCAAGGUGGAAGAAGUAUCCAACCUGCCUUCCUCUCUAGCGUAUUUCGGUUUGAACGCGUCGCAAGAUGCGGAAUGUCAUCCCUUCAACUAUUCGAUCCACGUUUUGGGUGCGAAGAUCGGGGGAGGGUCGUUGAUGUUUCCGAGCGUCGCUGUUUCCGAGAAGACUGAGAAAACUGAAAAGUCGUCUCUUCUUGGCAAGAAUGAGAAGGUGGGCCGAACUUCGAAGGGGAUGGAAGUCCUCGAAAAGAAGGCCGGGAAGAAACUCCCCGAGACAAGAACGAAGUCGUCGAACGAAGCGACCUCAGAGGGCUCGGACGCGCUCUCUGAAGGUGGUGCCGGCGCCCAAAGUCCCGCAGUUUCCUGGGGAAGAAACUCGGAAAGACGUUUCUACCGAGGCCGACAGUUCCUCUCCGAGCUCCUCUACACAGUCGACAGCGUCGGCGGACUCUGGGCGUACUUCCUCCCGAGACUGAAGAGAGAACGAAACGAAGAAAAAGGGAAAGGGAAUGCCAAACACGGAAAGGUCGCGCCUCGAGGCAAAACGGCCAACAAAGGAGACACUUCUCAGGCCCUCUACGACGCAUGCAAACAUUUUGCGGGGCGCGCGUGGAUCCCGCUGGACGCCCUUCGGCGUGGAGAUAAGGAAAUUGAUGGCUCUUUCGAAGUCGUCUCCUUUCAGUUUUCCAGAGACGGGAGACUCCCCCAUCUGGCCUCUGCUCUCAGCUCAGAGAGAAGCGCAAACAAGCUCGAGAGCGGGACGCCGGAACCUCCGGCAACCUUCGCAGACAGCGGAACGCGCGUCAAACUCCGAAUUCAACUUCGAUUUCCCUUGCAGGCUCUGGAGCCUCGCUGUCCACCGCUGUUUCUGCCGCCGUCCCUGGGUGCAGAGAAGGGAGAAUCUCUGUCUUUUGCUUCUGUCUCUUCUGCUGCUUUGCCUUGCGCUCGCGCGAGAGAGAGUGAAGGGGAGGAAACUUCUCUCAGGUCCUCGUCUUCCUUGUGGGACUCCCUCCCCUCCAAAAGUUCACUGCGCGAGUUCGAAGCGUCGGUGAAACAAGGUGUGAAGUGGAUUGCGAGAGAACUGAGUGAACAUGUCUCCCUCGAGGAACAGAGGAUUCUCGCAACUGCAGCCACUCGAAAAACGAACAAGACAAGAGAGAAAACAGGCGUUCGUCUCAACCGAGAGACGCCACACACAGAAGAAAGUCCAGAUGCAACUGAAACAGUGCCGGGAAAAGCGCAGUCAGGAAACGGAGACCACAGAGAAGAAGGAGAGAGCGAAGAAGAGCAAGUUCGUCGAGAGUUUCUGCAACGUUUGAAGGAGAACGGCUGCUACGAUGAACUGUUUCAGAAAGUCAAGAAAUCCGUCACCUUGGUGAUUAGAGAUAAGUUGAGAAAAGAUGUUUCUCUCGCAACAGCAGUGAUGACAGCCACUCGAGGACGCACGCCGCAGACACUCACGGAGGACAUGCUCCUACAAAAACUCGACAAACUACUCUCAGACACUUUCGUCUUCCUUGUCGACACAAUGCAACAGCUCAUCAACCACACCACCACAGAAAGUCAGAAUUUGCGGGAACUCGCGUCUCUGCACCCGGCGAAUGCUCUGUUUCCUGGUGAACGUGAUGGCGAAGGACAAGAGGAACGUCUUCAGCGCCUGGCGUUCGAGUCCGAAGUGGUUGACGAUGUCGAGCGAAGCGUCCAGCUCCACAAACAGCUCAUUGUCCUUGCAGAGAAACGCAAAGACAAGAAAAUCGCAGUUCUGUGGUGCUCUCUCGCUCGCAUGCUUCUCCGUCACGGCGAACACCGCGUUGAGGAAGCAGAGCAAGCCCUCUGGGAAAGCAUACGCGCUCAAGGGAGUGCAGAGAAAGCCUCAGAAGACACCUGGUUGAUGCUAGGAAGUUGCUGUCUCCAUCGUAAACGGUACAAGGACGCAGAGAUGGCAUUUGCAUCUGCUGUCCGUCGUUGCGGAGAGACUGAGAAGAACGCGAAGACACCUUCUCUCAGUGUUUCUCCGCCUGUGGAAGGCCUUUCGCCGUCUCUCAGUCUCUCGCUGGGGGGGGGAGUGGGGUGGCACUCGGGGUCCGCUCGAGAGCACGAGAGUGGCGAGUCGCGGCAGGAGAAAAGCGCAUGCAGCGACAACGCGUCUGCUCGCUCUUCUCCGGCCUCUACGAUGGCGCCGCAAGUUCUCCCUUUCUUCUUCCUCAGUGUCUGUCACUACCUAGCAGGAGACACAGCAAGCUUCGAGAAAUAUCUGGCGCUCGCGUUCAAGCCGGCGGCCUUCUUCGAGAACGAAAGGGAUCUGAACGCCCCGCCGGAUGAUGAGUCUGAGGAAGAAAAUCCAGGAAACGAGAAAUCCGGAGAAGACACGCAGACUUCCUGCACCAAUCCCGCCUGGCCUGAAGGAAUCUUCGAUGAGCUCGAGGAAAUGCUUCCGAUAUUCCCGAAAGAGACGUUUUUUGAACCGGCAACGGUGGACUUUCCAAUUUUGGCGUUUCUGCUGCUGCUGCUGAAAUUCGGACUGCCGAGUUUGUGUCUCUCCUUCUUCGACCGAGCUGACGACUUCUUCCACAGUGCAACCUCCCAAAGUGGACUCUUCACUUUCGUCAAAGCCAAGGCUCUCUUCUUGAGAAAAGAUUUUGUGGGGGCUGCCAGGGCUCUGCGCGAGCUUCUUCAGUCAGGCCCUCGGCACCGACAAGCUCUCGCUUUGUUGGCUGAGUCUUAUUACCGCCUACACUUAGUUCACCCCGCUGUUGAGUUUUUUCUGAAAAGCAUCGAUUUCCUUGACCAACCUCGAGACUCGGUCAUCUACCUUCGUCUUGGAGAACUCAUGCUUCGACAAAAGAACUACGAGGAGGCUCACAAGUUUUACAGGAAAUCCCUUGAGUAUGCGAUCACGUCAGAGGGUUGGCUGGGCGUUGCUGUGUCGCUGUAUCGCCUUGGAAAUCUUCGGGGAGCUUUAGAAGCUGCAAUGGCAUCGAAUGAACAAGAUAAAGACAGGGGGGAAACUUGGGGGUACCUUGCCCUCUGUCUCCUCUCGACAGACAGAGUUGGCGAGGCAGACCUGUGCACGCGUUUCCUGAUCAAAAAUUUGAGAAAAAAUUCUCGAGGAGGCUUGGCAGCCCUCGGCGGAGCAACUACGGAGCAAACUGUCAGAAAAAUCGAUCCAGAUCUUCUUUUGGCGGACUGCGUCGAAAUAAAGUACAUCGACUGGGGAGGAGGCCUUCUUGUAGAGGUCGCCGACACCUACCUUUGCAAAAAAGGUCACUACGGAGCACAGACAGCCAAGGAUCUCGCUGAAAUGGCUCUACACGAAUGUCCCGAGAACGCUGCAGCACACAAGGUCCUCUCACAGGCUCUGGCGUGGCAGGGGCAGAGCGAAGCUGCUCUGGGCGAGUUGCUGAGUGUAAUGCGGUACGUGGUGGAGAACUUCAAAGAUGCAUUCCGACAAAAACGAAAGUGUUUCUAUGAUUUGUUUUACGACGUGGAGGAGCAGCACAAGGUUGUACACGAAGAAGAGAAACGGUUUGCUGAGCAGAAGCUCGCGGUGCAGGCAAAACUCUCAGAGGCAUACGACCAAUGCCGGAACCUUUUCCCUCUGCUAAGUUCCUCGGAACCAAUUCAGGAGGCUGCGCGCAUGCAUAAAAAGUACCUUGAAGAACUUUCUCGAUUGUCUGUCUCUUCACUCGAACCCGGUGCACUUACUGAACGGGAACUGGAGUCUGAUUUGUAA
This is a messenger RNA of Toxoplasma gondii ME49, 4131 nucleotides long. Its product is annotated as tetratricopeptide repeat-containing protein. Gene Ontology annotation, molecular function: protein binding. Gene Ontology annotation, cellular component: motile cilium; extracellular exosome. The coding region runs from base 1 to 4131 and encodes 1376 amino acids. Lineage: Eukaryota; Apicomplexa; Conoidasida; Eucoccidiorida; Sarcocystidae. The record is from RefSeq and is a predicted model, not a curated record. The transcript is spliced from 13 exons. Gene Ontology annotation, biological process: cilium movement; cilium assembly.